Molecule: messenger RNA, 634 nt
Organism: Tinamus guttatus (white-throated tinamou)
Lineage: Eukaryota; Metazoa; Chordata; Aves; Tinamiformes; Tinamidae
Source: RefSeq, a predicted model, not a curated record
UCCAGCUUGCCUUUUGUGUACAUGUCUAGGGACCACAGUCUACUGCGAUGAUCGUGAGCUUCACGUUAUUCCACCACUGCCUAAGAAAACCAUGUACUUCUACUCCCGCUACAAUAGAAUUAGAAGAAUCAACAGAAAUGACUUUGCUAACUUGAGCAAUUUAAAGCGGAUUGAUCUGACUGCAAAUUUUAUAUCGGAGAUCCAUGAAGAUGCCUUCCGGAGACUGCCUCAACUCCAGGAGCUGGUGCUCCGUGAAAAUAGAAUAAGGCAACUCCCUGAGUUACCAUCCACUUUGACAUUCAUUGAUGUUAGUAAGAACAGACUUGGUCGCAGGGGAAUACGUAAUGAGGCAUUUAAAGAUCUGCAUGAACUGCAGCAUCUUUACAUCACUGACAAUAACUUGGAUCAUAUUCCCUUGCCACUCCCUGAAAGUCUCCAAGCUCUUCAUCUUCAGAACAACAACAUUCAAGAGAUGCAUGAAGAUACUUUCUGCAAAAUGAAAGAUUUUAAUUAUGUCCGUAGGGCUCUUGAAGAUGUCAGACUGGAUGGUAAUCCCAUCAACUUGAGCAAAACACCUUACGCAUAUAUGUGUCUACCCCGUUUGCCAGUUGGUAACCUCAUCUAAGCUUUUGCA